Molecule: messenger RNA, 990 nt
Organism: Saccostrea echinata
Lineage: Eukaryota; Metazoa; Mollusca; Bivalvia; Ostreida; Ostreidae
Exons: 1
Coding region: 1-990 (329 amino acids)
Molecular function (GO): ATP-dependent protein folding chaperone; ATP binding
Source: RefSeq, a predicted model, not a curated record
AUGCUUUCAGGUGGAACUGUAGAUAUCACUACAAACAAGGUUUUGCCUUGUGGAAGUCUGAAAGAGCUGAAGAGUUCCAGAGGAGGCGAUUGCGGAGGUACCAUGGUCGAUAAAGGAUUUUUCAGCUUUAUAAAAGAUUGUAUUGGGAGCGAUUAUGACGACUUUAAGCGGGAAAAUCUCUCCGAUUUCCACGAUCUCAGGCAUGCUUUUGAAGUGAAAAAGAGGCGAACAGGAGGGACUACUUCAAAAUUUGUAAGCCUCCCAAUAUCACCUGCUUUUGCACAAAAAAUUGACAGGUCCAAAUUGAAGGAGUACAACACUAGCAUAGCAAUCCUUCGGGGAAAAUUGCAGAUGCCGAUCGACUUUUUUCAUUCCAUUUUCAAAAAACCAGUGCAAAGUAUGAUGAAAUGUCUCGAAGAGGCCGUAACAGAUGAAAUAAAAUCCAUCCUUCUGGUGGGUGGAUUUGCCAAUUCAGAAAUUGUUUUCCAAUCUGUGAAGGAAAGGUUUCCAAACAAACAUGUUUACUGUCCACCUGAUGCCGACUUAUCUGUCUUGAAAGGGGCUGUUAUCUACGGACACAACCCUGACCUUAUAGCCAGCAGAAUCUGCAGGGUCUGGCAUGGAGUAAUCCUGAAUGAAAGUUUUUUUCCAGUGAAUCUAGAAUGUUGCAAAAAUGACUUUUACGUCCUUACACAAAAAGGUCAACCAAUAACGGUAGAUGCUAGAGUUAUUCAUCGCUUUAACGUAGACGAAAAAUACGACAUGAAAACCCUCCGUCUAACUAUUUUCUCGUCAGCUGCCGAUUGCUUGCCAUCUUCUAAAUCGGAAGAUUUAAAUCACGUGGUUAACUUUGAUCUGGAUAUACCACCCAGAAAAGCGGGGAUAAGGAUGAUACAGCUAGCAGUAAAACUAAAGGGAACGCAAUUCGAGUUCAAGGCGAGCGUAAAAUCCAUAAGUCCUUGUGCUUUGGCUGUAGUCAAAUCAACUUAG